GCCGCGGUCACGUGAUUCGGGAAGAUGGCUGCCCUGACGGCGGAGCAUUUUGCAGCGCUCCAGAGUCUGCUGAAGGCCUCCUCAAAAGAUGUUGUCAGACAGCUGUGUCAAGAGAGCUUUUCCAGUUCAGCCCUUGGCUCAAAAAAACUCUUGGAUAUUACGUGUUCCAGCUUGUCCGUGACCCAGGAAGAGGCAGAACAACUGCUCCAGGCUCUGCACCGCCUCACCAGGCUGGUGGCGUUCCGUGACCUGUCCUCCGCCGAGGCGGUUCUGGCUCUGUUUCCAGAAAACUUCCACCAAAACCUCAAAAACCUGCUGACAAAAAUCAUCCUAGAACACAUAUCUACUUGGAGAGCUGAAGCCCAAGCAAACCAGAUCUCUCUGCCACGCCUGGUUGACCUGGACUGGAGAGUGGAUAUCAAAACCUCCUCAGACAGCAUCAGCCGCAUGGCAGUCCCUACCUGCCUGCUCCAGAUGAAGAUCCAAGAAGAUCCCAGUCUGUGCGGAGAUAAACCUUCCAUCUCAGCUAUCACCAUGGAGCUGAGCAAAGAAACGCUGGACACUAUGUUAGAUGGGCUGGGCCGCAUCCGAGACCAGCUUUCUGCCGUGGCCAGUAAAUGAUCCGACCAGCUGCUGGCGGCCACUGUCGUGCCCCAGGGGCUCGUGAGCAGCGAGGCACCUCCCAACACGCAGGCUGCCCUGCAGCUGACAGCAGCCAGGAUGGUGGGGAUGGAGGGGUUCCUGCCAUCCAGAAGGCACAGUUGGAUUGGGAGGAAGCAGCCAGGCCCCUUGUUGUUCUCCUCACUUAUCUGUUUUCUCUUUCUGAAGCUGGUGAGCAGAAGCCCCUGUUGUUGAAAGGCUCCUGUGUACAGCUUAAUUACCGCCGUGGCAGUAUGAGGGAACAUUUGCUUCGUCAGCUGCCUCUGCAUCAGUGCUUGGGCAAUUUCAGCCCAAAUUGUGGAGCUUAUCUAAUAAGUUUAUUUCCAACCUUAGCUCUGAUUAGUUCAUUUCCAACCCCGGAACACAUGGAGGGAAUCAGGCGUGUGAUGCCGGCAGUUCUGCUCUGUUAGAGAAGCCAGGCAAAUCUCACCAAGCAGGGCCACUGAAGCACAGCCGUCCAGAGCAUUCCCUGAGCUCCCUGGGCCUUGCUGGACUGCCCCUUCAGUGUGGGGAGUCUGAAAUGGGUGCUAAUUCUCUUCUUUGUAAAGCCAGGGGCCCCUUGAUAUAAUGCACCCACCCUGGGGUGAAUACGUGGGAAUAAUUGGAAAUAAAAUAAACAGUUCUCAACAUUUUUCAUGA
Molecule: messenger RNA, 1299 nt
Organism: Microcebus murinus (gray mouse lemur)
Lineage: Eukaryota; Metazoa; Chordata; Mammalia; Primates; Cheirogaleidae
Gene: COMMD9
Product: COMM domain containing 9
Source: RefSeq, a predicted model, not a curated record